Messenger RNA from Myotis daubentonii (Daubenton's bat), 2945 nucleotides. Its product is annotated as E3 ubiquitin-protein ligase TRIM38-like. The record is from RefSeq and is a predicted model, not a curated record. Lineage: Eukaryota; Metazoa; Chordata; Mammalia; Chiroptera; Vespertilionidae. Gene Ontology annotation, molecular function: protein binding; zinc ion binding.
UAGCUUAGGUGGCUCAGGAGGUGGCGUAGGAAAUAAAGAGGGUCGAGUCUAUCAGAAAAGGAAGGGUUUUAUUCUGCGUCCCCAGGCGACCCAGGAUCCCCAAAGAGAGGGCUCCUGGAUUCACGGCAACAGGGAGGGGGGCGCCUUUUCUAUACUGCAGUUGGGUGAAGGGCAGGGACGUGAACUGAGGAAGUUUCCGCCACAGGGGUCGGCAGGGCAUUCAGGAAGGAGUCAGUAUCUGUGUGGGGGUCGCUGUGGAUUCAGGAAGAAGCCGGUGUCUGUGUCUGGCCCGCUGAUCUGUUAGAAAUUCCAGGGAGGGGCCGUUAUCUCAUCACAGGUCUGCAGGUAUCUGAUCCUGGGCUUGCUCUGAUCUAACAGCUUUUCCAAGCAACUCCUUCCAGCCAGCGUGUGGCCUCAGUGUUUGCCCAGAGAGGAAGGGAGAGGGAGAGAGAGGAAGAUUGAUGAUGUUUCUCCUGCACGCCCCCCACUGGGGAUCGAGCCUCUAAGCCAGGCAUGUGCGCUGACCGGGAAUGGAACCCUGACCUCCUGGUCCAAAGGCUGAUGUUAAACCACUGAGCCAGCCGGCCGGGCGCCUCUCAGUGAAUGGAAUUGGGGUCCCCACCCGAGUCCACAGCACAGCUGCACUCUCUGCAGCGUCCACAUUCCAGACCUUUCUUCCCUCCAGAUAAGACCUCCAGGCCCGUGGGGCCUGGCAGCCGGGCGCCCACAGGAAGCCGGGGUGGGUGUGCAGCCACCGCUGUGGGAGCCUCUGGGUCAGGCAUUGCAGCUUCCGGCAGAGGCAUGGCGUCGGCCUCCACCAGCAAGAAGAUGCGGGAGGAGGCCACCUGCUCCAUCUGCCUGCACCUGAUGGCCGAGCCUGUGAGCAUCAGCUGCGGCCACAGCUACUGCCAGGCCUGUCUCCUGGGCUUCAUGGGCCUGAGCUCCUCCUCCUCUCGGAGCCAGCAGAGCACCUUCUCCUUCCCUGGGAGCCAGCAGAGCACCUUCUCCUCCCCUCGCAGCCAGCAGAGCACCUUCUCCUUCCCUGGGAGCCAGCAGAGCCCCUUCUCCUUCCCUGGGAGCCAGCAGAGCACCUUCUCCUUCCCUGGGAGCCAGCAGAGCACCUUCUCCUCCCCUCGCAGCCAGCAGAGCACCUUCUCCUUCCUUGGGAGCCAGCAGAGCACCUUCUCCUUCCCUGGGAGCCAGCAGAGCCCCUUCUCCUUCCCUGGGAGCCAGCAGAGCACCUUCAUCCCUGGGAGCCAGCAGAGCACCUUCAUCCCUGGGAGUCAGCAGAGCACCUUCUGCUUCCCUCAGAGCCAGCAGGACACGCAGACCUUCUCCUGCCCCCAGUGCCGGGCUCCCUUCCAGAGAGGCAGCCUGCGGCCCAACAAGCAGCUGGGCAGCCUCAUUGCCACCCUCCGGGAGCAGGAGCAGCAGCAGGAGCGGGAGCAGGAGCUGUCCUGCCAGGAGCAUGGGGAGCGGCUGCACCUCUUCUGCGAAGAUGAGGGCCAGCUCAUCUGCUGGCGCUGCGAGCGCGAUGGGCGGCACAAGGGCCACAACACGGUGCUCGUGGAGGAUGUGGGCCCCGGCUACAGAGAAAAGCUCCAGGAAGCGGUGAGGAAACUGAGGAAACUGGAAGAGGAAUGCACGAACCAGAAAGCAUUCACGGUGAAGCAGAUGGCCCAGUGGAAGGAGAAGGUAGAGGCUCAGAGACAGAAAAUCCAGGCGGAAUUCCAGAACCUGCGCAGCUUCCUGAGGGAGGAGGAGAGGUCGUACCUGUGGAGACUGGAGAGUGAGGAACAGCGCACUCUGCAGAGACUGAGGGACAGUGAGGCCGACCUGGGCCAGCAGAGCCGCAAGCUCCAGAGCCACAUCCGGGAGCUGGAGGAGCGAUGCCAGGGCUCCGCCCAGAAGCUGCUGCAGGACGUGAAGGGCGCCCUGAGCAGGAGCCAGGCUGUGCGGCUGGAGACGCCGGAGGCCCUGGUCUUGGAGAUUGAGACCGAGUGCGAGGUCCCCGAGCUCUACUUUGACCUGAGGAAACAUUUGAGGAGCCAUCAAGUCGGCGUGACUCUGGAUCCAGAAACAGCGCAUCCGGAACUAAUUCUGUCCCAGGAUCAGAGACAAGUGACGCGGGGCCCCCAGCGCGAGGCGGCCCUCUCUCCCCAGAGGUUCAUGGCCUCGCCCUGCAUCCUGGGCCGGCAGAGCUUCGCGUCCGGGCGGCGGUACUUCGAGGUGGACGUGGGCGAGGGCACGGGCUGGGACGUGGGCGUCUGCCUGGAGAGCGUGCAGCGGCUCGGGGGGACCACGCAGAGGCCCGAGACCGGCUUCUGGGCCCUGCGGCUGUGCGCCCAGGACGGCUAUGUGGCGCUGACCUGGCCGCGCACGCCCCUGCGCCUGCAGGAGCGGCCCCUGCUCGUCGGGGUUCUCCUGGACUGCGAGGUCGGGCUUGUGUCCUUCUACAGCGGGACCUCGGGCUCCCACAUGUUCACCUUCCCCAGGGCCUCCUUCCCGGACGUCCUGCGGCCCUAUCUCCAGGUUUACCCGUAUUCCCCCCUGUUCCUGCCCAGCCUGGACGAGUGAGGAGAGCAGCAGCCGCCUGUGGCUGAACCAGGAGAGAAUGAGUGUGAAGGCCGAGGGCAGGAUUCGGGCCUGUGUUCUCCAUGCUGUUUCCCUGCCCCAGAGCAGUGCUGGGCUGGGAGUGGGUCCUGGAUACAUCUGCGGGGGGCGGCGGGGGGUGGGGGGAGAGUGGGGGGAUGGACAUACAGAGAUAAAGCUGGGCUGGGUGGCUCAGUGGUUGAGUGUCCUCCUACGAACCAGGUCACGGUUCUAUUCCCGCCCGGGUUACGGGCUCGAUCCCCAGUUGGGCUGUGCAGGAGGCAGCCAAUCCGUGAUUUUUUUUUCUUGUUGAUGUUUCUGUCUCCCUCUCCCUUCCUCUCUGAAAUCAAUAA